Argentina anserina (silverweed cinquefoil) is the source of this 2477-nucleotide messenger RNA. Its product is annotated as protein ACCUMULATION AND REPLICATION OF CHLOROPLASTS 6, chloroplastic. The transcript has 6 exons. Gene Ontology annotation, biological process: chloroplast fission. The coding region runs from base 13 to 2346 and encodes 777 amino acids. Gene Ontology annotation, cellular component: chloroplast inner membrane. Lineage: Eukaryota; Viridiplantae; Streptophyta; Magnoliopsida; Rosales; Rosaceae. The record is from RefSeq and is a predicted model, not a curated record.
CCAAGUCCAACAAUGGAGACCCUCACUCACUCCUUCCGCAUUGCCUUCUACUCUCCACGACUCUCCGCCCCUAGAAAACCCCAUUACCUCAAGCCCACUCUCUGCUCCGCCAGCAAAUGGGCCGACCGCCUCCUCUCCGACUUCCAAUUCGUCGGCGACUCCUCCUCCUCCGCCACCGCCACUCUCGCUCUUCCUCCUGACGAGCGCUGCCUCUCCAUCCCCCUCGAUUUCUACCAGCUCCUCGGCACCCAGUCCCAUUUCCUCGCCGACGGCAUUCGCCGAGCUUACGACGCUAGGGCUUCCAAGCCACCUCAGUACGGCUUCUCCCAAGCCGCCUUACUCAGCCGCCGACAGAUUCUCCAAGCCGCGUGUGAAACCCUAGCCGACCCCACCUCCCGUCGAGAGUACAAUCAGUCCCUCGCUGAUGACCAACACGGAACUAUCCUCACCGACGUUCCCUGGGAUAAGGUUCCGGGAGCGCUUUGUGUGCUGCAGGAGGCUGGAAAGACGGAGCUGGUUCUUGAAAUUGGGGAGAGCUUGCUGAGAGAGAGGCUGCCGAAAUCGUUCAAGCAGGAUGUGGUUUUGGUGAUGGCUCUUGCUUAUGUUGAUAUGUCGAGGGACGCAAUGGCAUUGUCGCCGCCGGAUUUUGUUCAGGGAUGUGAGGUGCUUGAGAGGGCUUUGAAGCUCUUGCAGGAGGAAGGUGCGAGUAGCCUUGCACCUGAUCUUCAGGCACAAAUUGACGAGACGCUGGAGGAGAUCACCCCGCGUUGCAUUUUGGAGCUUCUAGGUUUGCCCCUUGAUGAAGAGUACCAAUCGAAAAGGGAAGAGGGCCUGCGUGGUGUCCGCAACAUAUUGUGGUCUGUUGGAGGAGGUGGAGCUGUUGCUCUAGCUGGGGGAUUCACUCGUGACAGUUUUCUGAAUGAGGUCUUCUUACGGAUGACUGCAGCUGAGCAGGUGGAGUUAUAUGUAUCAACACCAAAAAACAUCCCAGCUGAAAGCUUUGAAGUUUAUGGAGUGGCACUUGCGCUUGUUGCUCAAGCCUUUGUUGGUAAAAAACCUAAUCACAUUCGAGAUGCUGAUAACCUGUUUUGGGAACUUCAGCAGAAUAAGGUAUCAGCUGUAGGACACCCUGCUAACACCUAUAUAACCACUGAGAAUAAUGAGAUAGACUUUGCUUUGGAGAGGGGCCUCUGUUCACUUCUUCUUGGGGAUCUUGAUGUGUGUCGCACAUGGUUGGGCCUAGACGAUAAUAACUCACCAUUUAGAAAUCCGUCUGUAGUCGAUUUUGUCUUGGAGAACGCCAAGGAUGAUGAUGCCAAUGAUCUUCCAGGACUUUGUAAGCUAUUGGAGACAUGGUUGAUGGAGGUGGUGUUCCCCAGGUUUAGAGACACCAGAGAUAUUGAGUUCAGCCUUGGUGAUUAUUAUGAUGAUCCUACAGUCUUGAGAUACUUAGAAAGGCUGGAUGGAACUAAUGGCUCACCCUUAGCUGCAGCAGCAGCCAUAGUAAGGAUAGGUGCAGAAGCUACUGCGGUUCUUGAUAAUGUCAAGUGCAAUGCAAUUCAGGCCCUGUGUAAGGUGUUUCCUCUGGGUCAAAGAGAUAAGAAUAUGGAAUCUCAACAAGAUCAUGAGAUGAAUUUGUCUCUUCUUCCUGAAGACAGUGGAUACCCUAUGGAAGAAUCCUACAAAGAUGAUUCUGUCCGUGUUGCUGAAGUUUCUGGAAGAGAUGGUUCUGUUGAUAUACUCAAAGAAGAAUCAAUUACUGAUCAAAUUAAAGAUGCAAGUGUGAAGAUUAUGUGUGCUGGUGUGGUAAUUGGACUAAUGACUUUUGUUGGAUUGAAGUAUGUACCUGGCAGGAAUAGCACAUCCAAUCUACGUAAAGAACUUAGUUCAGAGACUGCAUCAGAGGUCACAAGUUCAGGCUUACUGGUAGGUGUUAAGUCUGGAGAAGAAUUACCCAAAAUGGACGCACAAAUUGCCGAAGGUCUUGUUCGAAAAUGGCAGAACAUAAAAUCUCAGGCUUUUGGACCUGGGCAUUCUGUGGAUAAACUGUCAGAGGUCUUGGAUGGUGAGAUGUUGAAUAUAUGGACAGAUCGUGCGACUGAAAUUGAACAGCUUAAUUGGUCCUAUAAUUACACCCUUUUGAACUUGAGCAUCGACAGUGUGACAGUGUCGCUAGAUGGGCAGCGUGCCGUGGUGGAAGCAACUCUUGAAGAACUAGCCCAAUUAACUGAUGUGCUCCAUCCAGAGCAUGAUGCCUCGAAUAGCAGAACGUACACUACAAGAUAUGAGAUGUCUUGUUCAAGCUCAGGAUGGAAAAUCACUGAAGGAGCUGUCCUCCAAUCCUGAAUAAUGAUGUAAGGUACUGUAAAUGAUAUGCUUUGUCCUUGAACAUGUUUAUAUAUCGAAGGUGUAAUUUUGUCUAAACUUAUAGAUGUUGUCACUAGCAAGAUAUAUAUAAAUAAAAUAAAUUUUCACUC